AUGUCCGAAGAAGUAUGGAAUGGAAACCAAGGAAUCCUGUCCGUAUAUGUGAGCAAAGCCAGAGACUUGCCUAAUUUGAAUAAGCUGGACAAGCAAAAUGUGAUGCUUAGGUUACGAAUAGCUCAUAUGACAAGAGCCAGCAACACUCUACAUCGAGCUGGUCAAAACCCCGUCUUCCAUUAUUUAGAAAAAUUUGACAUUACCCCCGAGAUAAAGCCCUUAAUGUACGUUGAGGUUUAUUGCGAUAGAAGGAAAAAAUCUCCGCUGCCAAUUGGGAGGUGUGAAAUAGACCUGUUAAAUGCUAUUAGAGCAGACCCGAAAGAGGGCUAUUGUACCUGGUACGAACUUAAAAGAAGUGGGGAUGAAUUUGCUGGCACAAUAUUCAUUGAGUUGACUUUCACUCCCAAAGUACCUCAUUUAAACAGAGAUGAUCUUAACAAAGAAAUGGACAGGUUGGAUUCAUCUAUGGCCAUGAGGCCGAUACCACCAUUACCAACAGAGUCAGAGUAUGACUAUGUUCAUGGCUCCACAAUGAGACAAGUUACUCCCCAAUGUGCUAGCACAAGUAGUGAGAAUAAACCUGAGGAAAAAUCUUACAGCAAUGCCAAUAUAUUUUCCAUGUCAUCUAAGUCAGAUACAGCGGUGUCAGGCAAUGGUAGCGACCCAAUCGUUUUACCUCCAACUUUUGCAGCUUCCAUGGGCACAACUUCUACAUUAGAAACUAAUGAUACUGCUAUAUCAAACACUUCUGACACCAAAUUUCAUUUCGCAAAUCUAAGAAAACUAAAAGAGAAGAUAAAUAUAUUCAAGAAUCCUGAUAGUUCAAUAAACAAUUGUCAAAAUGAGUCUAAUAAGGUGGACAUCGAAGCACUUCAAAAGGCCAUUGGUGUAACUUCCUUGUCUUACGACGACGACGACGACGACGACGAAGAUGCACACAAAGCGUUCUAUUCCUCCAGCCAUAGAGUUUCCCACAACUAUAAUCAACCACCUUUACCACCUAUACCGACCAGAGAUGACAUGUCUAAUUAUUCGCAUUCACACAAUAGGCCUUUGGUAGGGAGAGAUAGGACGUCACGCCUAAGUUUUUCUUCCUCUAGCCCAAAUCCUCAUUCAUCAGCCUUGAACUCUCCAAAACUUCCGCCGCUACCGACCACUUUGAAUUCCAACUUUAGUUCGAGGAAAAAUUCUGUUUCGCCCACAAGAAGAAGACCACCUCCAAGGCUCAGCUAA
Messenger RNA from Saccharomyces paradoxus, 1233 nucleotides. RefSeq names its product Inn1p (gene INN1). The transcript has a single exon. Bases 1 to 1233 code for a protein of 410 amino acids. NCBI's taxonomy places the organism in Eukaryota, Fungi, Ascomycota, Saccharomycetes, Saccharomycetales, Saccharomycetaceae. The record is from RefSeq and is a predicted model, not a curated record.